CUUUGUCCAGCAGGGGUCGCUGGCGGGCACAGCAUCUAAUCUGAACCCCACACACGAAGCAGAGACAGCAGCCAAUGAGCGAUGAGCAGCCGCGCUCCGUGCGCCUGCGCGUUACAAGUAUUAUAAUUUUGUUGAUAUGUCUGCCGCUGGGUUUUAAUGGUUUUAAUGAUUAUUUCUGCGGGUUUUAGUGUUUCAGUGAGCGUGUCCUCCCGCGGUCCGGCCUGAUGGAAAACCCGAGAGACCUGGUGGAGCGUCCGUCCAGGAAGCGCCGUGACUCCUUCGGGAUGCUGGACGGUUUGGAGGAGGACCGGAGCAGCUGCAGCACCGAGUCCAGCGGGGGGAGCGGAGCCUCCAGCCCGGAGGACAGCGAGGACGAAGAGUUAGGAGGAGGAGGAGGAGGAGGAGGAGGAGUGACUCAACUCACCCCCUCCUCCUCCUCCUCCUCCUCCUCCCUGACGCUCAUCAAGACCAACGGACAGGUGUACACCUACCCUGAUGGGAAGGCAGGCAUGGCGACCUGCGAGAUGUGCGGCAUGGUGGGUGUCCGAGAUGCUUUCUACAGCAAAACCAAACGUUUCUGCAGCGUCUCGUGCUCCAGAAGUUACUCCUCCAACUCCAAGAAGGCCAGCAUCCUCGCCAGACUGCAGGGGAAGCCUCCCACUAAGAAGGCCAAGGUUCUGCAGAAACAGCCUCUGAUGACCAAACUAGCUGCCUUCGCCCAGCAGCAGGCCAGCCAGCAGAGUGGAGUCCGGAGGAGCGUAACUGUGGAGGUGUUUGACUGGGGUCGUUACCUUGGAGACGGCGAUGUGAUGGGAGCACCGGUCAGCUGCUUCAAACAUGUCCCGAUGGGGAAGUCGUGGGGCGACAUCAGUGAAGGCAUCCGGGUCGAAGUCCCAAACACUGACAGCAGUCUGCCCAUGAAGGUUUACUGGAUCGCUGGCAUCAUCAAACUGGCUGGUUUUAAGGCCUUGCUGCGGUACGAGGGUUUCGACAGCGACUCCACCAGAGACUUCUGGUUGAACCUGUGUGUGCCGGACAUCCACCCGGUCGGAUGGUGUGCUGCUGGAGGAAAACCCUUGGUCCCCCCUCAGACCAUCCUGCACAGGUUCACCAACUGGAAGACGUUCCUGAUCAAAAGACUGACGGGAUCCAAAACGCUGCCGCCAGACUUCUCCUCCAAGGUCCAGGACAGCAUGCAGGUCCCCUUCAAGAAGCAGAUGAGGGUGGAGGUGGUGGACAAAACUCACCUGUGUCGGACUCGGGUCGCUCUGGUGGAACAGGUGAUUGGCGGUCGUCUCCGCCUGGUGUACGAGGAGUGUGAAGACGGGACGGACGACUUCUGGUGUCACAUGUACAGUCCUCUGAUCCACAGCAUCGGCUGGUCUCGCUCCAUCGGACACCGCUUCAAACGAUCCGAUGUGUCGAAGAAGCUGGGCGGUCAGACGGACGCUCCCGGACAGCUGUUUGCCAAGGUGAAGGACGUGGAUCAGAGCAGUUCCUGGUUUGAAGAUGGGAUGAAGCUGGAGGCCAUCGACCCUCUGAACCUGUCUGCCAUCUGCGUGGCCACGGUCAGGAAGGUCCUGGCAGACGGGUAUCUGAUGAUCGGCAUCGACGGCUCGGAGGCGGCCGACGGUUCAGACUGGUUCUGUUAUCACUCCACCUCUCCCUCCAUCUUCCCCGCUGGCUUCUGUGAGAUCAACAACAUCGAGCUGACCCCCCCCAGAGGUUACAGCAGUCUUCCCUUCAGAUGGUUUGAGUAUCUGAAGGAGAGCAAGUCUGUGGCUGCUCCUGUGAACCUCUUCAACAAGGACGUCCCCAACCACGGUUUCCGUCCCGGUAUGAAGCUGGAGGCCGUGGACCUCAUGGAGCCCAGGCUGGUCUGCGUCGCCACGGUUACCCGCAUCGUCCACCGGUUGCUGCGGAUACACUUUGACGGCUGGGAGGACGAGUACGAUCAGUGGGUGGACUGUGAGUCACCUGACCUGUACCCGGUCGGCUGGUGUCAGCUGACUGGAUACCAGCUGCAGCCUCCUGCUGUUAAUGCAGGCUCCAGAGAAGCAGCGUGCAAACAGAGGAAGAAAUCCCAGCAGUACAAGGGACAGAAGAAGAAGAGGAAGUUGCCCGUCGCUAAGCGGCCUGUCAGCCUCUCCGGCGCCGUGGUAACGGGCGUCCCCAGGAGCCUAUCGGGAGACGAGAACGAGACUCCGCCCAAUUACCCAUCACCCCCUACUCCUGCCUCAGCAGCCCAGCCCCCGUCUGCCGACCCAGAGAGCAGCCCCAACACUGGGGGGGGGGGCAGGUUCGCAGAUUAAAGAGCAGAGCUCGGAAGGGACAGCGUUAUCUUCUGAAAGGACUGAAACGGAAACCAACGGAUCUUCUGGAGAAUUCUUCGCCAACCAGGACCACUAGGCCUCAUCCAUCGCUCUCCUCCACGCCUUUAUCUCUCCAUCCAUCUGUUUCUAGAAAUACGACUUUCAGUCCUCAUGAAAUCAUCUACUGUGAUUAUAUCAGAUUUUUUAUUUUUAUAUUUUUUGGACACGCUUUAAACCUGCUACACGUUAUUAGCGAAAUGACGGACUUUGCUUUGGUCAAAACCCCUUUUUUUAGCCUGUGUGAACGCGGCAUAUUGGGCUUUAGUGUCCAUCCGACCCUGCCGACCUCCCUCCAUCUCAACAUCCGUCGCUUUCACUCCGCAGUCUUUCUCUCGGUGCCCGGUCAGACCAGAAAAUGGCACCGCAAAAUUCAUCCGCACAAAAUAUGCACGAAACUCUAGCUUGUGUUGAAAGCUUGGUGGUGAAGUCAGGGGCAUUUUACUAAGUGGCAAAAGGUAAACUCCCCCCCCAGAAGAGUUUACCUUUUACCACUUGGUAGAUAUUUUUUUAGACCCAUUAUAUUUAAACUGACUACUUUAAGGCCAAUAAAAAAUAACGCAUUUAGCAUUUCCCCACAAGAUGUUUUUUCCUAAAACCUUUAGAUCCUCAUGUUGGGAAAUCUUUUCCAGACAAUAGAAUUGAACAGGUAAACUAAAUAAAUAAAAAAAAUAUGAAUAACUUGGACCCUUGACCUCAGUAUGCUUGUUGGCAAUACUGUAGCUGGCAAGCUAACUGUUAGCUAGCUGGGAACGUUCUAGUGCUAGCUAGCCACAAUAGCCCACCAGGCUAGCUGGCUGCUAAAGAGUCAGGAAGCUGGCUAGCUCUGCAGUCUAGAUGUUUAAUACCAGCCAAAUGUGAGUGAAUUCUUGCUGAAGGUGUUUUAUCAAAUAUUCUUCUACUGUAUUGGUGCAUCCACUUCGUCAGAAGACAUCACAUUUGUCUUUGUUCAUCGUUACUCUGUUCCAAAAAUCAGUUUAAUCAGAGCUAGUGUUCUUGCUUAUCAUUGCGUUUUGUUCUAAAAGUCUGUUUAAUCUGUUUAUUUGAAGCUUCAGGGCUGUAGCUGGGAACAUGCUAGCACUAGCCAAUAGGCCCCCAAGCUAGCUAGCUUGUCAACUGCCAACUAGGAAGCUAGCAAGCUUAGUUGCUAACAGGAUAAAAUCGCUGUAAUUUCUUUUGAAAUGAAUUGAUUUUGAGCUGAAAUUUCACUGUCAUUAAUGCUGGUCUGACCACCGGGCCCUUAUUCUUUAUUUCCCAAAUUCCUUCUUGUCACUUCCCUUUUUUGUCUUUCCCAAAAACAAAAUACCCUUUCACAGUGUUGAUUUCACAGCCGCAUGGGGGAAAAUAUCACUACACGCUCUUAGACUCUUCUGAAUGAGCAACAAGGGCGAAGAAGACCAGAAUACAGAAACAAAUAAAGAUAAAGAAGAAGAUGAAGGCGGGCAGGUACGUCCACGACAGUAGCAUUACGCAUCUUUGGUUCCUCUGAGAAAAAAGUGUUCGGGGGGGAAAAGACAUCUCGAGAAAACUUUUGUAUGAUGAUUUUUUCAAGAUCUUUGUUGUUUGUACGUGUUCACGUGGUGUGUUCGAGGGUCAAAACUCUUGACGUAAUAAUAAUAAUAAUAAUACUGGAUGCUGUGUAAUGUCAUGUUGAGAUUAGCAGUCAUUUAAAAACUUUGUAUGUAUGUGCGUGUGAGUGAUAAUGUGCGUGUGAGUGCUGUGGUUGGGAUUCUGGAUUGACGAGUUGUCAGAACGCCACGAAAUGAGAAACCAGCUAACAAGAGCCACAGCCGUUACUGUUUUUGUUUUUUGAACCAGUGCUAAAAGUCUGCGUUGUUACAGAAUCAUGUUCAGCAGGUUACAGUAUCUGCAGUUGGAACUGCAUUGAAAUUAACUGCGUUAAUCUCUUAGCUAAAGUACUUUGUUACCGUGUGUUCAGCAUCAAUUUGGUGGGAAGUUUCAAAUCAGCCAGACGUGAGUGAAAUUUGGCUGAAGGCGUUUUUAUCAAGAUUCUUCGCUACGUCCUCUUCGUCAGAAAAUAACACGCAUUUUGUUCCAAAAAUAAGUUCAAUCAUAGCUACAGGGCUCUGUCAGAGUAACUGCAAUAAAUAAAUUUCCAAACAAUUGCAAUAAGAGAUUAAUGUAGGUCCGAGUAUUGUGUUAAAAUUUUCAAUACUGGUGCCAAUUUGAUACUUGAGUUUCAGGACCAAUGCCAAAAUGGUUCAACUCCUUAUUAUUUGAUACCAUUUUAUGCUCUUUUUCCGCAUUUACCGAAAAGUCGAACUUUUCAAAUACUUCGCUUCUCGUUAGCUCAGUUAAAGGAACAAAAAUUCACAGAUAAUUCAAGUGUAGCAUUUGCCUCCUAAACCACGUCUCUGUUUAUACUCUACUAACAGAGAACUGGUUAUAUAAAACUGGAUGUUAGCAACACAGCUAACAAGUUACGCUAGCUUCCACUAUUUUUGACUCCCCGGCACUCACUUCCCUCAAAGGUUCAAUUCAAUCCAGUUUUAUUUAUAUAGCACUAAAUUCAUAAAAGAAGUUAUUUCACUGCACUUUUCCUAUACAGCAGGUCUAGACCGAACUCUUUAUAAUAUUAUUUACGGAGACCCAACAAAUCCCACCAUGAGCACUUGGCCACAGCGGCAAGGAAAAACGUCCUUUAAGAGACAGAAACCUCGGACAGAACCAGACUCAAUGGUGGGCGGCCAUCCGCCGCUGCCGUGUUAAGUUAAACACACAAGUCAAGACGGCUUGCUAUUAGUCAACGCCACAAAUAUGUGUGUCAAAGUUCACCACAGUUGAUCUCGACUCGAAAGAUUCAUGCAGAUUUACUCCGUGAAAUUUGGCCGUUUCGAACGCUGGUGGGAACCGGCCUUGAGUCUGUGUUUUAUUUAGACAAAGCUUGUGUUCUGACAAAAACCUUUAACAUUUAACAACUUUGGCUUCUUCUGUUCAAUGAAAAAACGGUUUUGUAGAAAAACAUAACGAAAAUAUCAUUGGUACGUUGGUUUCAGUACUGAAACUCCAGUGUCGUCUGUAUUUUUUUUCAGCUCUGUCGUCUGUCAGUUAUCAGAGAGAGCUGAUUUUCAAUAUAGUGUCACAGAUCAGUAAGCAAUGAAUGAAGACAAAUGCUAAAGUUUUACAUUUAUUUUAUUUCUUUUUUUUUUGCCGCUGCAGUGUGAGGUUAGAGAAUCCCGCUCCUGACUCAGUUAAAGUUCCCCAUUUUGUUUUUUAAAUAUCUAACUGAAAGUUGUACUGGGAUGUUCCCAGUAUUCACCAGUGUGUUUAUACUGGGCAGCUCAGUGGCUAGAUGUGUGGAACUGUAUGAAUGUGAAGCAGGUUGUUGACGAAGAAAUUAUAUGAGUCAGACUUCCCUCGAUAAAUAACAGAACACUUCUUGGACUUUGUUCAACAAGUUAAUAGUACUUUAACAGCUAAGAGUAAUUAUGUACGUCUUCACAUGCUAACUAUUGAUACCUCACAAAAAGUUUAUUAAAUAAUGAUUAAAAGAAUCUUUAGCAUUUAGUUGGAAAACAAAAUGGUAUAAUAUGGUAAAAACAGAUUAUUUAAAAAACACUGAAGAGUAUAUUUGAUUUAAAACAUUCUAAUAAUAAAGAUUAUCACAUUCUUAAAAACUGGUAAAUAUGUAACAGGUGCGUAAUAAAGUAAGAAAGUUAAUUGAGCUACAGGUUCACAAAGAAAAGAGAAUAAAUACGUGUUUCAAAUUUAACACGACAAUAUUAAUAUUAUACAAACAAAUAUUUAGACUUAAGUUAUGUAUCACCUAUGAGAGGACAUUGCAUUCACGGUAGAAAAAAAGAUGUUAUUUCGUAUUUAUAACUUCCGUAAACCGUAAUGACUUCAUACUUUCCCAACUGCGUUAGCACGUUAGCAUGCAUUUUAAACAUAUUUUAGAUAUUUACAUGCUCAUGUUUAGCAUGUAACAUUUAGCUGGAUAAGAUAGUCAUAUUACGAUAGCGUACGACGAAGAAUUAUUCAAGAAUGCAUUUCUUGUUUUGGUGCAGGGCUAUGGUUUCUGCACCUUUUUGCUGCUAACGUGUUCAUGCUAACAUGCAUAGUGACUAGGGCUGGGCGAUAUGGCUUAUAAAUAAUAUCGCAAUAUUUUUAGGCUAUGUCGCGAUAUAUGAUAUAUAUCUUGAUAUACACAUUUUCUCUAAAAUAAAUAUAAUUAAAUAAACAUACCGUAAAUUCUCAAAUUAUUAUGUAGCGGUGCUACGGCGUCUUCUUGUACUCCUCGCAGCAGAGUUGCUCCAGACUGGGAACAGCUAGCUAGUUAGCAGCUUCGAAUCAGGCUAAAGUCAGUUAAAACCGGAGGCCUCCCAAAUACGUUUUGGAGCUGCGGAGCUGGAACCGCGUAAUCAGCGCGAUCAGAUGAUUGAUCACGUUUUCUCUUGUGAUUAUUUUUUUUUUCUUUCUGCCUCAGCGAAACAAAUCAGUCAUAAAGUUAGCUGCUAACUAGCUAGCUGUUCGUAGUCUGGACCAACUGCUCAAAGAGCAGAAGACGGCGUAGUGACGUUACAUGAACAGAGAUCUUUUAUUUCUUUUCUGUGGCAGCAAACACAACACACAGCCUUUCACUAACUAUUAUACUGCAACCUGAGCUUAUCUACACACUUCAUGGCUGACUAAAGUAUCGUAACGUUAACUACCCCUCAGCGCCGACCAGCGGAAACACUGAAAACUCGAAUAUGAAGAUAUGGUCAUCUGCUAUAUCGCACAUUAAUUAAUAUUCGAAUAUAUAUCAAAUAUAUUUAAAAUAUUUCCCAGCCCUAAUAGUGACAUGCUAACAUUUAGCAUAUUGGCAAGUUAGCAUUCUGCGUUAGCCUCCAUCUCACAGCUGUGGCUGACAGCUGACAAUUUAAGGCAAGGCUAUUAGUUUAUUAUAUUAGAUUUUCAGGUAUCAUCGUGUAGAAAAAUGCUGCAAAUUUCAACCCGCAAUGUGCUUUAACCAGAAUCAUUAGGUUUCAUCGUCUUGGGAGCACGAAUGUAAUACAUUUCAUGGCAAUCCACUAAAUGUUGAGACACAAGGCAACAUGACUAGAUUGAGCUCGAACGUUCGACAAAAGAAAUUCUCAACCCAGGGUCCAACAGACUUGUUUUCAUUUCAUUUUACAUGUGUUGGUGUUGACGGUAACAGCUCCACCAGCGUCAGUAUCACUUGAUUUAAAUCAAUCUGUGAUGUUCAGUGUUAGUUUUGUCUGUGUACAUAUGUCAAGGGUUUAUAUAGACAAUAAGAUGGCAGUAAUGUGAUUUUAUAAAUGCCGUGAGGGAUUUUUUAAUAACAAUUUUGAAUGUGACUAUUCCCUAGUUUGUGUGCAUUUGAUUCAAGCCCUAGUCCCACCCCUUUUUUGUGUCUCUGGACACUGACUUGUUGUCAGUAGUUUGCAGUAAUGAUCAAAACCUCUUCAGCAUCAUCAGCGAUGAUACUCUCUCGCUUUGCAGUUCGCACUAGGUUAUGGAAGUUUUUAGCUCGACGACUAUUAGUAGCUUAUAGCUGAUAACCAAAUUCUUACUGGCUUGUAAAGCUGGGGGCCAUCUUGUUGAGGGGUGGGGCCAGAUAAAUGGCAGUAGUAAGCGAUUUCAUAUUUUCACAGCCUUUAUUUAUAAAAAAAAAUAUGGGAUCUUUAAUAUCUCAUCAUUUUUACCUUCGUGAGUAUUUUUGUUUUUGUCAUUUCUAAAUUUUAAACAUUUUAGUUUUCCUUUCUGGACAGAAAUGAGCUUCCAUACUAAUCUAAUCUAACUGCCAGUUUUCCAGGAGGGAAAAGCACGACGAUAACGCACAAAUUAAGUGUUACAGGGCUCGCAGUGUAUAAACUUGAGUGCGUGUGUGUGUGUUUUAAACUCAUCAGUGUGUGCAUGCAUCCGUCUGAGUAUCUUGCACACUAAUCUAGUAGAUGUUUUUCUAAAUUUCACACUCGUUACUCGCACUACUGUGUGUUGUCCGUUUGUGUUUGUUGUCCUUUUGUACGUGAAUCUCCAAUAAUGUCAAACUGUCUUAUUUGUAUUAUGGUGCUAUCUAUUGAUGAUAUAUACACAUGUGAAAAAGUUUCUAUGGAAUGAUUUUGAGAGACUGUCUGAGACCCUGGUGAGGAAGUUGUAUUUUGGACGCAGCUGUUUGCGACAAAUUUUGUAUAUGGAGAAAAUGAUUGAUGUGUGUUAAAGGUGAAAAUAUCCCAGUUUAAGGAUCCAUGUAUGCUGUGACGCGAGUUGAUGAUUUAAAUCCUUGAAUUCGGCGAUCUUCCUCGUCAGUUUGUGAUGUUUUGUAUGUCAACGAAGGGAAGGACGACUUCGUGGCUUUCGUAGGUUUUCUGUGGGUUUUAAAGUGACUUACUGAAGUCGCAGUGUUUUCUUAGACUGUGGUUUGGGACCCAAAGACAAAAAAUAAUGUUUUAAUGCGUCUGGAAGAUCAGCUGUGGUUGCUUUUCAGUUUUUUUUAGACCAAACCAAGACUGAAACCAAGACCGGAUCUGUUACUUAAUAUGUGUACAAAAUUCCAAGACUGGAACAAAAAACAAGUACAAAGAUAAUUAAGUCGAGGUUAUGAGCUUUAUGUCCUGAGAUUAGACGUCUUGGAUAAAUUUUGGGCUCAAAAUUGGAUUGGGUACAAAUGUUUGGACCAAUCUAAGACUGGAUUGGAUACAAAACUGGAUCAGGUUUGAGUUUAUUAUCUUGAGAUUAGAGGUCUUGAAUCGGCCCCAAAACAAGAUAAUGAAAUCACGAUGACAGAAAACUUUUAACUUGACAUAAUGAAAUAAUUCAUGAACCUGACAAAACUAUUAGCAACCACGUCCGCUCUCGGGUUGGGCUGCGUUUAGUAACAUUAUUUGAAUUUGAUCUUCCUUUGGUGCAGCUCUCAUUUUAAAACAGGCAAAUAAUCAAGCUUUUGUCUUGUGUUUUCUUGCUGUUACAGACGAUUGUCAUCUGUAAAUGUUUGACUUUGCAGUACUUCACAGGUAGCCUUCAAAACAUGCAAGACAGAGCCAACAAAAAACUGAAAAGAGAAUUUUCAUUAAGCUAAAGUUUGCAGAGCCAAACCCAGACUGAUUUUAUUUAUUUAUAUUUUAAAUACAUGUGCUAUUGGAUAAAAAAAGUUGAGAUUUGAAUCUAUUUGUGUCCGAUACUGUUAAUGUCCAUUUGGUCCACAUGUUUCGUGCUGUGAACACGAUGUUAACUGAGCUCUUAUCAACACAUACAAAUGUUUUAAAAAAUCUAUAUAUAGAUAUAAAUCUAUAUACUGUAAGUGUAUGACAAAAGAAAUGUACUGAUAUAGUUAUGUACUGAUCUUAACUUUCAUUAAGCUUUUUUUUAAUACAUUGUGCAAUUUUUUGGCAGCAUGAUUGUGAAGAAAUUAUUACAUUUAGAUGACUCCUUUACAUUUUUUAUGCAAUAAAAAAUUAUGG
Siniperca chuatsi (mandarin fish) is the source of this 9793-nucleotide messenger RNA. Its product is annotated as MBT domain-containing protein 1-like. The transcript is spliced from 18 exons. The record is from RefSeq and is a predicted model, not a curated record. Gene Ontology annotation, molecular function: zinc ion binding. Bases 225 to 2312 code for a protein of 695 amino acids. Lineage: Eukaryota; Metazoa; Chordata; Actinopteri; Centrarchiformes; Sinipercidae. Gene Ontology annotation, biological process: regulation of DNA-templated transcription. Gene Ontology annotation, cellular component: nucleus.